Molecule: messenger RNA, 2917 nt
Organism: Mesocricetus auratus (golden hamster)
Lineage: Eukaryota; Metazoa; Chordata; Mammalia; Rodentia; Cricetidae
Product: transmembrane protease serine 13-like
Exons: 2
Coding region: 1-558 (185 amino acids)
Source: RefSeq, a predicted model, not a curated record
AUGAGUCCGGCGUUCUCCGCCGCCGCGAGGCCUACGCCUGGGGCGGCUUCGGCGCAGUCUGCUGCUCCGCCCGGCCGCCUGCGCCCGGCCGCCGCCGUGCCGAGCCGCCACCGCGCCGCCAGCCGCGCUCCGACCGACGAGCGGGCGGGGACACGCGGCGCGCGCGCGCGGGCGGGGCCUCGGUUGGUCUGCUGUUUGCCGGCAAGGCGGCACGCUGGACGUACGCGGGCGGCUCAGGGGCCGCGCUGCCCGCCGGCCCGGCGCUCGGCCCCCACCACUCGCGCCCCUCCCAGGCUGGAUUCCCCUUCCCGGACACGCCCCCAGCUGUUCCCGCCCCGGGCCUCCCCUCCCCUGCGCGUACCCGGGACUGCGCCCCUGCCACUCCUUGGCGCGGUGACCCGGGCCGGAGCCCGCGUGGUGGAGCAGCCCAUCCGCGUGGGGCGCUACCGGGCUGGUCGCCGCGGCCUCAAGCAGACAGCGAGAGGGGCGCACCCCGGCCUGAGCACGGCCGGAGCUGGGGCCGCGGACCCAGGACCCAGGAGCUGGACAGCGCCCUAGUCGGGGAAGGUGAUCUGAGUGGGAGGCUGGCUGUUUCUGGGACUGUCAGGCAGGCGUGGCAAGUGAUACUACUUAGCGGUUCAAAAAAAAAAAAAAAUCAGGAAAACAGCCCAAACUGGAGGGUGCUGAAGGCCAUUUUGUUACCUACAAGUUGUGAAAAAUCAAACCUUUGAGAAAGGUGGGCAGAUCGAGUGACUGAUGACAAGGGUCUGGGCAUCUGUUUACAGAACAAAUGCUUUGAAAAUACCUUCCGAGUCGAUCCCUUAGCAGACAUGGAUGGAGAAAAGGAUCUAACAGGUGGAGUUUCAAACCUGCUACGGUACUUCCUAAACAGACUAAGGGCUGGGGUGAGACCCGCAGACAUACACCUCUCCUUAGCCCUCACCCCCAUCGCGGACUGCCUCUCCUGCUCCGCUCCAGUUUUCUCAGGCAGCAGGUAACUCCCUAGAGAUCGUCCAAAGGGCUCCUCCCAGUUUUCCAUCCCAGCAUAGCAACUCCAUGGCUGCGAGACGCCUCCCAUUUAAGCCUACCCAAUGCUCGUUUUUCUUGCACAGUGCGACCAGGGCCACCACAUCGAGAGGUUGCAUCACGGCCCUUAGGGCCUCCCAUUGCGCUAGAGGAAACCCAGGCUUCUUGUUACCAUCACAUUGAUUUGGACCCUUAUGCCUGCUGUAGGACUUCUCUUCAUGCUGGGCUAUUCCUGCUCCAGAGAUAGCCCCUUGCCGGCAGGGGUGGACUCCUGGGUAUUUGGAGUGGAGAGCUGCUGGGUAGAGGUGUGGAAAUGGACAGGGGUUCUGAACACACCCAUCCUAAGAGAGACCUCACUCUGAUUGCCCAGAGUCGCCUGCACCACCUGCUUCUGAGAGAAGAUCUGGUGUCUGUUGGGCCUCACGGUGCACUCCACUCUGCCCGGCACUGCUAAUAUGGCUCUUCCUUCAGCUUAAUGAAAUCACUUCUGUCUGCUGAGGCUAGUGGACACUCUAUACCCAACCAAAGAGACCUGCGAGGAGACAGACCAUGGGUGGGGACAGAGGCUCUUGUAACUCUGUCGUCUCCAUUUGGAAUCAGGCUGAGACACACCAAGGAUCCAGUAAACAAGAUUAUAAAGAAAGAAAUCUAGGCCUUGAACUUUGAAUGGCAGGACUUGCAGAAGGCCACAUGUACAACAAACUUCACACAGGAUCAAGCCCAGUGUAGGGCUCCUGGGAAGCAGGUAUUCUCAGCUCAGAAAUAUUUUCCUCUCUCAGAUCUAUUUUAUUUUGAAAUGUAGCUGGAACCAACCCCUUCUCCCCAACUUCUGGGCAUAUUUUAGGAUUAGGCAGUGCUGAUUCUUUCAUAAGUUGCCUUGGUCGUGGUGUCUCUCCACAGCAAUAGAACAGUGCCCAAGACGAGUAAUAAGAGUGAGCACAGAUCAGCACCUGCUCAGCCUCACUCUCCCUCUGCAGGCCUUGUCAGCGCUGUGCCGUGGCUCCUCUUUGUACCAGUUACUUUUCUUGUCCCGGGGACAGAAAACCUGAAAGAAAAGCUUAAAGUUCCCAUUCUUGAGGCAGCAACCAGGAUCCUCUCAGAGCUCCAGAGCUACCUGCAUCAGACUGGAAGGGAGAGAAAUGCUUCCAGGAGAGUGGUUUAAUGUGGCCAGAAACUACAAGACUGGGCCUGUGUAAAUGUUACUGUACACAGCUGACCUUCACUGAGUGUGGCAGCCCAGAGCUCCACUGGAGGGCUCCAGUGGCUAUACAGUGGAAACCUGGAAGGGACCCACACCACAAGACUGCAAAAUGUGAGACUCACAGCAGAUCUGCACCACAGGGGCCACAGGCGCCCAUGGACCCUGGAGCUGAGGCCUCACUUUCCCACCCAGAUUCUCCAUGCUCUGUGAAAAGCCAUGUACCCUUAGUGCCACAGCUAAUGUAUCUUCUGGCCUCAAGAUUUCCCAUAUCCACUGCUACAGUUUGUUAACAUGUAAUAAAAAAAUUUAAAACAUUGCUACAAAAUAUUCAUAAGACAACAUGGUUCAUCUUGAUUGACAGCUUGAUUAAAUUAAGACAAGGAGGUUAGUUCUGCACACCUUGGGCUUGUCUGUGAAGAUAUUUCCAGGAGGACUAAGGAGGAAGAUUCACCCAGAAUGUGGGUGGAGCCAUCGCCAUAAGCUGGAGCCCCAUGGACAGGAACAAAAGGAGCUCACACUCAGAUGUUCUGCUUCCCUGAGCCUUCCUUGCCACAAUGGGCCAAGAUCCCGGAAACCCUGAGCAAAAUAACCAAUUGGGUUGUUUAUGGCACACAUUCUGUCACACUCACACAAAGUGAUUAAAUGAGGUAGAAAUAAGAAUUUAUGUAAUAAAAUUAUGUUGUAAAAUAA